UUCUAGGAAAGAAACAUCUGCUCGACAGACGAAAGACGCGUCUUUAGAUAACUCCCUUAAUAAACAUGGAAUCUUUCCUGGAAGAUCUGAAGAAGCACGUCCAAUGCUCCUUGUGUAAUGAUACWYUWACWGAACCGAAGAUYCUUCCAUGUUUCCAUACAUUUUGUAAGCCUUGCGUCGGAAGWCACGCCGAGCUCAUCGACCWAGUCAACGUCUUCAAGUGUCCUCGAUGCAAAUCACAAAUUCAUCUUCCAGAACCAARCAGCGUGGAAGAUCUACAGCCAAGUUCACUGCAUUCAAGAAUCUUGAAGGGUCUGGCGUUGGCAAAGGGAGAAAAGGUUUGCUCUGUUUCUGAGAGUCAUUCUCCAGCAUCUUGGUAUUGUUUUGAAUGCGAUCAUUCACUGUGUCAAGAAUGCAAGAAGAACCAUUCKUACUUCAUCAAAGAUCACAAGGUCGUUUGCCUGGCUGAUUUGAAGAAAGAAGAUAUUGAGUUCAUAACAACAAGAGAAAAUCCUUGUAAAAGUCACCCUCAGCACAGGCUAGAGUCAUUCUGUGAAGACUGUGAUGACAUGAUUUGUGUGACAUGCUGGAAAYACGAUCACAAGGAUCAUAAGACGAUGUCWUUAGAKAMSUUUGCUUCGAUCAAGAAAGAUGUAUUGUCAAAGCAUCUGCAAGUACUAGAGCAGUUGAAAUUAGAUGAAAAGGAACAACAGCAACAAGAAAAAAUCGCUAAAACUAUCAAACAACAAGGAGAAAAAGCAAGACAUGAAGUGAAAGAAAAUACCAAGAAAAUGAUCCAAAUUCUACAAGAAAAUGAACGAGAACUACUGAGACAAAUAGACGAGAAGUUCGGCACAGCCACAACAAACUUGAAUAUAAUUCCCCAUAUUCCAGCAGUCGAGGAAUACAUCAGGAAUAUGAUGGAAAAAGGACUGGCAAGUGAAAUGAUGAAGAUUCAAGAGACACAGUGCUCGGAGAAAUUCAUCUUCAACCCAAUUCCACUGUCAUCAAGAAUUGUCUUUAUUCCUAACCAAGAGCUGKUGCAACAAGUAAAUACAGGUCUUGGAGAAAUACARACGCAUUCUGAAACAGAUGACGAUGACGUGGAAAUAGAAGGAAAAGUAGAAGUAGAUAGUCAACUGACAGCAGAGGUUCAAGUGAAUGAGAAUCAUGUAUCUAAUGUGAAGCCUCAACAGAUGAGAGUAACACAAGGGUUUCAAAUAAAAGAUGUGUCGGAUACUUACAAUUGUUUAACAGGUAUGAUAGCAGUGAACAGGGACAACAGCAGGCUCGCUAUAGGAGUUACCAAUACGUCCUAUGACCCUUCAAGAUCUUAUUGCAAAGUCCACAUAUUUAAGACUAAUGGAGAUCUCAUACUCAGUUAUGAUUGUAAAGAUAGUGUGCAGGAACAUGGUCUUGGUCCCGACAGUUUAGCAUUCCUGAAUGAUACAGAUUUAGUCAUAGCAGACAAAGAUAAUCGAAGAAUAUGUAUAGUUAACACUAUAACAGGGAAUUUGUUCAAAACUUUCWGUAACCAAGGUGCCAUACAUAACGAGUUUUCUUAUCCAUAUGGAGUACACGUUGAUGACGAURGUAACAUCAUUGUGUGUGAUCGUGACAAUCAUCGUGUUCGUGUCUUCACAAGAGAUGGYGAUUAUAAAUAUCAGUUUGGUUUGACAAGAAAGGACWACUUUGAUCCGGUUGACGUGAUAACACAUGAUGGACGGUUUUACGUAAGUGAUCAUUAUAAUCAUGUUAUUCAUGUAUUUGAGAAGAAAGGUAAAGUACUGACUAGAAUAUCGACGAUUGGUGGAUACGGCAGURAUGAUGGUCAGCUGAGUASACCAUSGGGCCUGGCUAUUGAUAAUGACCAUCAUCUACUMGUGUGUGAUUSUGGUAAUAAUCGUGUCCAGAAAUUCACCCUGGAUGGUCRUUUUGCUGGCAAGACAGUCACCGAGGAUAAUAUCUACAAUCCUGUUUCUAUCGCAGCGUUGAAUGAUGGUCAGAUAUUAGUCUGCAUGGCUAAUUAUGCUGUGCAGUUUGUCAAGUAGAAAGAAUAUUAAUAAUUCAAUAAUGAUAUUGAUGAUGAAGAUUAUCCUUGUGAUAUUUGCGCGUGAAGUUAGUUGCAGAAAAAGAUUUCAAUUGAAGUUCAAGUGUGAAAGAAAACUGUACUUCUAGUCUAGUAAACUAGUUCUAUCGCCAUUGUAAAAAGUAAUU
This is a messenger RNA of Actinia tenebrosa (Australian red waratah sea anemone), 2217 nucleotides long. RefSeq lists its product as uncharacterized. Lineage: Eukaryota; Metazoa; Cnidaria; Anthozoa; Actiniaria; Actiniidae. Gene Ontology annotation, molecular function: zinc ion binding; protein binding. The record is from RefSeq and is a predicted model, not a curated record.